UGUCGCUAACCCCCUCAUAUUUAUUCCAACAUCUUCUCUUCCUCCAGCCUUUCCCCACAGAGAGCAAAGUUUCAGAGGAGCUUAGGGUUUCUGCAACUGCGAAGAACUAACAAUGGGAAAAGGUACAGGAAGUUUCGGUAAGAGGAGGAACAAGACUCACACACUCUGUGUAAGGUGUGGUCGUCGUAGUUAUCAUCUCCAGAAGAGUAGAUGUGCUGCUUGCGGUUACCCUGCUGCUCGUCUCAGGAAAUUUAACUGGAGUGAGAAGGCUUUGAGGAGGAAGACUACUGGAAGUGGUAGGAUGCAGUACUUGCGUAAUGUUCCUCGCAGAUUCAAGAGUGGAUUCAGAGAAGGUACUCAAGCUGCACCCAGGAAGAUUGGAGCAUCUUCAUCAACUUAAACAGAAGAGUUUUGAAGGAGGAAACAUUUGUGGGUAGUAAUUUUGAUAGUUUGUUUUAGACAUUAGUUCUGUUAUCUAUAAAAGACCAAGAAUGUCUAGUUAUUUGCUUAAACAAUGUUGUUGCAGUAGAUGUUCCCUUAUCUUGAGAUUAUUGAUGGAUGGGUAUUUUGAUUUCUUUUGCAUUAUGGAAAAUGUUGGGCCCUCAUUUUGAUAUAGAUGUUUACUUGGAAGUAAGGAAUUAGUGAAUUGCUAUUAGAAUGCUAUGCAAUUU
This is a messenger RNA of Papaver somniferum (opium poppy), 671 nucleotides long. RefSeq names its product 60S ribosomal protein L37-3-like. Gene Ontology annotation, molecular function: RNA binding; structural constituent of ribosome. Gene Ontology annotation, cellular component: ribosome; cytosolic large ribosomal subunit. The record is from RefSeq and is a predicted model, not a curated record. Bases 113 to 400 code for a protein of 95 amino acids. Gene Ontology annotation, biological process: translation. The transcript has 4 exons. NCBI's taxonomy places the organism in Eukaryota, Viridiplantae, Streptophyta, Magnoliopsida, Ranunculales, Papaveraceae.